Messenger RNA from Suillus subaureus, 1842 nucleotides. Its product is annotated as fungal-specific transcription factor domain-containing protein. Gene Ontology annotation, biological process: positive regulation of transcription by RNA polymerase II. Gene Ontology annotation, cellular component: nucleus. NCBI's taxonomy places the organism in Eukaryota, Fungi, Basidiomycota, Agaricomycetes, Boletales, Suillaceae. The transcript is spliced from 5 exons. Gene Ontology annotation, molecular function: transcription cis-regulatory region binding; zinc ion binding; DNA-binding transcription factor activity, RNA polymerase II-specific. The record is from RefSeq and is a predicted model, not a curated record. Bases 1 to 1842 code for a protein of 613 amino acids.
AUGCCCGCCGUACCAAAGUCCCCCACACAGUCUAGGCGGUCCGGAGCGCCCAAAGCUAAAGGCGCUGUACGCGCCAAGUCGGGUUGUUACACGUGCAGAAUCCGCCGGAAGAAAUGCGACGAGCAGCCCAACACAGACGGCAGCUGCCAAACUUGUGUUCGUCUUCGUCUACAAUGUCUCGGUUUCGGCGCAAAGCGGCCAGAGUGGUUGCGUGCAAACGACAAGGUCGUCGACCUACGGGAAAAAAUUAAAAAUUUUCUUGCCGCACAAGGAAUGAUUAAGGGGCAUUCUGGUGCUGGGCCCCGUCCCAAUGACCAGGAACCUUCUAUUCUAUCGCUUUCGGCGGACUAUGCUUCCCCGAGUACGAGUCCGCAGACCCCGACGUUGUCGAUCUCGAGUGACGAGCGACACCCGGGUAUAGCACGUAAUGAUUAUCUUCGGGGGGACACUGAUGCUCGACUUCCGGUGAUGCAGGACAUUGAUUCACCAUUGGACGCUCGGGAAAAUUAUCCUGGGGUUAUGCUGCCUGCGUAUCCUUCCCCUACUUAUACGACUAGCUUAGAACCAUCAUGUAAGACCCCCGACUUCUCUGCAACGUACCAUGCAUCCUUCUUGGUCGAAGACGAUUAUAACGCCAUACCCUCUGGAUAUCUCUUGCCCCAAUCCGUUAACUACAACAACACCAUGCAUCACAACUGGGUUAACCUGAACAUGCACCAAAACUCAUCAUUACAACACUAUAUGCAACAUGUUAUCCGUAUCCAGUAUGCUCAUGCCGAUGGGUCCAUCGGUGAACUCGUAUGGAAACUCAUACAUUCCAGUGAUUCAGCCCGUGAGGCUGCAUGUUUACUUGCGGAUUUGCACCGCAAGAGCACCCAAGGUGCAAUUGGUUUCACCGCACCCACAGAUCAUGACGUGUAUACACGCAUCCAAAGGGCGCCAGUGACGGAAGGAGACGCUCUUGCAAGCCUUUGCAUGGUCUCCUAUUUCCUCUUCUCUGGGGGACAAGGGCAGUGGCAGGCGUUCCUCGACAGCGCUUGCGAAUUUUCAAUUAAAGUUCUCCAGCGGAAACAUGCUGCGCCAGACUGGGCACUUAAAUCAUGCAGUGACAGUAUGCAGUUUAUCAUCAAGACGUCCAUGUGGUUCGAUGUCCUCGCGUCUGCGACGCUGAUCCGUCGUCCCAAGUUCCUUGAAGUGCUCCGUUCGCUCUAUGGUCGGGCCACCACAACCGUUAAUGAUAGCAGACCGGAGCUUUCCAUGAUGGGCGUCAUGGGAUGCGAGAACCGGAUCGUCCUCGCCCUCGCUGAAAUUGCUGAUCUCGCAUGCUGGAAGGAUGAGUGCAGACGUGCAGGUAGACUCAGCGUUCCUGAGCUCGUCAGGCGCGGACACGAUAUCGAAACCAUCCUGAAAUCUACCAAUGACCCUGAUCACUACAACUUUGACACAGAACAGUCACGCCGACGGAGCCUCACGUCUGACGUAUUCCGCGCGUCUGCCCUCGUCUAUCUCCAUUCCGUCAUCUCUGGGGAUCACCCCCAAUGUCCAGAGAUCAUGUCCCACAUCGCGGAAACAGUCGAGUGUCUCAGGCGUGCUGAAGACAUCAGCACAGCACGUCAUGUUGUACGCAGCGUCGUGUUCAGCAUAUGCAUAUGUGGCUGCCUGACGGAUGUCCCCCAAUAUCGCAGUUACUUCCUGCGGCGCCUGCAUGAGCAGCAGACGGAGACGGUGGGGAACUGUACUCGGGUCGCUCAACUUAUGAGAGAAGUGUGGAACAGCCGAGAACGAGGAGAGCCCGUGGACUGGCGUGUCGUCAUGCAACAAUCCCAGAUGCUUCUUGUCUAA